CCAACAAAUGGCAGGGACUGUCUAAACUAUAGACUAAAACACGUCCACUUGUUCAUUUCUGUAUUUUAUAUUUAUUAUUAUUUAUAACAAAAUAAUUUUUAUUUGUAAAUAUAAUUAAGGUCAAAGUACACAAUUAUUUUUAAAUAACGAUAAAAAUAAUUAAAUUAUGGAUGAUUGUAAUGAACUUGACGAAUCUUUAGAAAUCGCUUCAAAAACGUGGAGUCGUAUAACAGAGACUGCCAAUACAACUGGUUUUAGAGAAGGUAUUGACGCAGGAUCAGAAUUAGUUCUUCAAGAGGAUUUUGAUAGAGGUUAUACUGAUGGGUUUAAAACAGCUUAUGUUCUUGGAAAGUACAAAGGUCUUGCUAGUUCACUCUUCAAAGACAUUAAACAUCCGAAGGAAAUAAAUGACAUCCUGGAAAAAACACGUAGAGGAGCGUGUUAUAUAUGCGAAGCACAAUAUUCUGGGGUAAUUAAAGACCAGGAAGUAAUUCUGACAAAACAUGAAGAGCAUACAUUAAAAACAUGUGAAAUUUUACGAUCAUACUUUGAGCCUUUAUUAAAAAAUUUAGGAAUUGAUAUCAAUGAUUGAGAAUUAAAUUAAAUUACAAUUAAUUUAUUACUUUUAUUAUUAUCAUAUAUUUUGGAAAAGAUAAGAGCACAAAUGAAUAAGUUGAUAAAAUGGUUCAAUUUAAUAAAAAGAUAAUAAGAAA
Messenger RNA from Microplitis demolitor, 713 nucleotides. RefSeq lists its product as uncharacterized. Bases 167 to 592 code for a protein of 141 amino acids. The record is from RefSeq and is a predicted model, not a curated record. NCBI's taxonomy places the organism in Eukaryota, Metazoa, Arthropoda, Insecta, Hymenoptera, Braconidae. The transcript is spliced from 2 exons.